Messenger RNA from Coprinopsis cinerea okayama7#130, 633 nucleotides. RefSeq names its product cytoplasmic protein. The transcript has 8 exons. NCBI's taxonomy places the organism in Eukaryota, Fungi, Basidiomycota, Agaricomycetes, Agaricales, Psathyrellaceae. Bases 1 to 633 code for a protein of 210 amino acids. The record is from RefSeq and is a predicted model, not a curated record.
AUGGUCUUAUUCUUCUCUUCCAAUGCUACGACUCCGGCAACGACGAUCUAUAUGGGCAAGGACAAGGUCGAGAACGAGGAACUGAUCAGAUAUGCGUGGCCACAAGAUGUCUGGUUCCAUGUAGACAAACUUUCGUCCGCCCACGUCUACCUCAGAAUGCCAGAGGGAAUGACCUGGGAGGCAAUCCCACAAGCACUACUGAUCGACUGUGGCCAGCUUGUCAAGGCCAAUUCCAUCGAAGGAAACAAGAAGGACAACAUUACCAUCAUCUAUACCCCCGCCGAUAACUUGAAGAAAACUGGUGACAUGGCUGUUGGCCAAGUGUCUUUCCACAAUGACAAAAAGGUCAAGAGAAUACACAUCGCCACAAGGGAGAACGCCAUUGUCAAUCGAUUGAACAAAACCAAAGUCGAAAAGGAGGUCGACCAUGAACAAGAACGCGUGGACAGGAUAAAGAAGGAAAACGCUAUCAAACGAGCUGCUGCAGCUGAAAGGCAAAAAGCAGAACGAGAGCUUGCUAAAGCGCGAGAAGCCGAAAAGGCGGCACGGUCAUACGAUUCACUCUUCCAGGUGGAAGAAGACCCUAGCGAACCACGCAAAUAUGGUCGAGAAUUGGAAGAAGAUUUCAUGUAA